CGGUGAGGCCGCGCCUCUUCCGUCCCGCUGCCUUUGCCUGCGCAUGUGGGCUCCCUAAGGCAGCUCGGCGGUGUUAGUGUAAAGGCCUAAACUUGGCGGCCAGACUGGCGAGAUGGCGGCGGAGGAGUUGUCGAGUGCGAGGUGGCUGUACUGUGGGGAGCCCGACGAGAGCCGGAGAGCAGUACUGGUCCAGUUCUCCAAUGGGAAGCUGCAGAAUCCAGGGCAGAUGCGCUUUACCUUGUACAAGAGCAAUGACUCCACAAACCCCAGGAAGAGGGGUCAGCGGAUCCUGGCUGCUGAAACAGACAGACUUUCCUAUGUGGGAAACAAUUUUGGGACUGGAGCCCUCAAAUGCAACACUCUGUGCAGGCACUUUGUGGGAAUUCUGAACAAGACCUCCGGCCAGAUGGAAGUGUAUGAUGCUGAAUUAUUCAACAUGCAGCCACUGUUUGCAGACGAGUCCAUCGAGAUUGAAUCGACACAAGAGAAUCAGGCCAAAACUUUUAGAGAAAAGAUGGAUUCUUGUAUUGAAGCUUUUGGAACCACCAAACAGAAGCGGGCUUUGAACUCCAGAAGAAUGAACAGAGUUGGCAAUGAAUCUCUGAACUGUGCAGUAGCUAAAGCCGCAGAGAAUAUUAUUGAUGCAAAGGGUGUGACUGCUCUGGUCAAUGAUGCCAUGCAUGAUGACCGGCAGGACGACUCCCUGUACCUUCCUCCCUGCCACGCUGAUGCGGUCAAGCCUGAAGACGUGUAUAAAUUUGAAGACUUGCUCUCCCCUGCGGAGUAUGAAGCUCUUCAGAGCCCAUCUGAAGCUUUCAGGAAUGUCUCCUCAGAGGAAAUCCUGAAGAUGAUUGAAGAGAACAGCCACUGCUCCUUUGUCAUAGAAGCAUUGAAGUCUUUGCCGUCAGAUGAGAAGAGCCGAGACCACCAGGCCCGAUGCAUAUGGUUUCUGGACAGGCUUAUCAAAUUUCGAGCACAGAAAGUGAUAAAGCGGAAAAGCGCCCUGGGACCGGAGGUCCCCCACAUCAUCAGCACCAAACUGCUGAAGCACUUCACCUGCUUGACCUACAACAACGGCAGCCUACGGAACUUAAUUUCGGAUUCAAUGAAGGCGAAGAUCACCGCGUACGUAAUCAUACUGGCUUUGCACAUAAGCGACUUCCAGAUUGACCUGACGUUGUUACAGAGGGACCUGAAGCUCAGUGAGAGGAGGAUGAUUGAGAUUGCGAGAGCCAUGAGGCUGAAGAUCUCUAAAAGAAGUGUGUCUCUAGCAGCUGGCAGGGAUGAGGAUCACAAACUGGGCACCCUGUCCAUCCCGCUGCCUCCAGCCCAGACCGCGGACCGCCAGUCAAAGCGGAGGAGGAUCACCUAGAGGUGUGCUUCCCAGAUAGAGCAUAUGGCCACACGGAGCCACUGCUUGUGUCCAUUUCCAUUUUUAUUAAAGUGAGAAGGAAAAAGAAGCCUUGCUUUGGCGUGGGCAUGAAGCCUGAAGCAGCGUCUCGGAGCAUGCCUCUCUUCAGCGGAAAUAUAAAGUGAUGGCUGUGUUGGACUGAC
This is a messenger RNA of Suricata suricatta (meerkat), 1554 nucleotides long. RefSeq names its product RNA polymerase I subunit E (gene POLR1E). The record is from RefSeq and is a predicted model, not a curated record. Gene Ontology annotation, cellular component: RNA polymerase I complex. Gene Ontology annotation, molecular function: DNA binding. Lineage: Eukaryota; Metazoa; Chordata; Mammalia; Carnivora; Herpestidae. Gene Ontology annotation, biological process: nucleolar large rRNA transcription by RNA polymerase I; transcription elongation by RNA polymerase I; RNA polymerase I preinitiation complex assembly. The transcript has 12 exons. Bases 113 to 1372 code for a protein of 419 amino acids.